GACAGGAAAAAGAAAGAAGUCGCAUAUCUAAAGGGUCGGCCAUAACUCAAAAGUAACAUCCCCGCUUUUGAUACCUCCCUUCGGUACUGGUUUUCCAUUAUAUUUAGUAAUACUCAUCAUUUGCGAAAGCAAUCCUUUAUUUACAGAGAAGUGUUUGGCAGAGAUUGAUAAGUCAUCAUGGGAUCCUCCAAGAUAAGCUUGAAACUUUUGAUCGACACCAAUAACAACAAACUUCUGUUCGCCGAAGCCGGGAAAAACUUCGUAGAUUUCCUUCUUCAUAUCCUCUCCUUGCCAUUGGGUACUGCUACAAGGCUUCUCCGCGAGCAAGAGACCAUUGGUUCCCUGGAAAAUCUGUACCAUAGCAUCGAAAAUCUUGAUGAAGCCUACAUCCAGCCAAACCAAAACAAAGACAUCUUGCUACGUCCAAAACCACCUGCCGGCGCUCUGGUCACUCUCUGGGCGCUCGAGGAUUCGCCGAAACCGGAGACAGCACAGGGCAAAGCAUUUUAUAGGUGCGGCAAUUCUAGUUAUAGUUGUACCAGGCAUGUGACCGAUGACCCUCGAGCUGUUUGCCCCAAUUGCGGGUCCACCAUGGAUUCGGGCGUGAACUAUGUCGUUCCCCCACAAACUUCGGACAGUAAAGAAGGCGGAUUUGUGAAGGGGGCGACGACUUACAUGAUCACGGACGACUUGGAGGUGAAGCCCAUGUCUGCCAUUUCCAGCAUUGCUCUGCUUAACGAGCUUAAUGUCAAGAAUCUAAGCGCCCUCAAAGAAAAGGAAGUGGAUCUUAGCAUGAAUGAGGCCUUGAAGCUGCUUAAGGAAUCUUUGGAGUCUAAGACGGUGCUUACCAGUGUCUUCUUGGAUGUCAAAUCUGAAAUUCCAUGAGAACUGUUUAGUGUUUCACUUUUGGAUAACAAUUUUAUGUUGGAAUCGGUGACUAUUUUGAUCCUUUUUUGCUUAAUUAAGGUACCAAUUCUAAAUGAUUACUUCCA
Molecule: messenger RNA, 992 nt
Organism: Coffea arabica (coffee)
Lineage: Eukaryota; Viridiplantae; Streptophyta; Magnoliopsida; Gentianales; Rubiaceae
Source: RefSeq, a predicted model, not a curated record